CUAAAUAUUCACUAUAGACGAAUAUCUUACGAAUGUCUUAUUAGAAUUUCAAUUCUCUCUUCUUGGCUUAACGACUUCUUAAGGGCACGCCUGUCCUUGCUGGCUUACUAGACUAGUCCACCUAGUUGGAUAGUCAGUCCUCACCACGGUGGUACGGUGCGGAUGGGAUUUGGGCUAAAGUCUGAAUAAAGACUCACGGGCACCGUCUUUUCGCAACCGAGAUACGAGUUAAUAAAUCAAUAAAAAAACAAUAUUUUUUGUAAGAAGUCUGAAAAAGGGGUAUCUUUUUAGAAUGGGGUACUGAGUAUGGGUAAUUCAGUAGCGAAAAGUGAGUGCCCGAGGGUGGGUUUUCUUCAGACUUUAGCCCUAAUUUAACAAGUCGGAAAGUGUAAGAAGAAGAAAAAAAAUCUCCAAUCGUCCAAUAAAAUCGCCUAUAAAACCUAUCGCCUACCCUUGCAGGUGAUUGCAGCUACAAGGGUUAACCUUACUUUCCUACUCACACACCCAAACACUACAGCUGCUUAGCUACGUAAAAAGGACUAUCGAAGCGCAUUUACUCGCUGAAACAUAUGCAGCAUCUUCUAUCUCUUUCUAGGCAAAAUUCAAAAUUCCUCCAUACCUUUGCUUAGGUUGAAUCAAUUAACUUUAAUUUAAUUUCACAAAGUUCCGUUCGUUUGAAACCUGUUGCAUUCGGUGCACGAACACACAAACGUCAUUGAUGUGCCCCUCGACAAUUGUGUGCGGGAUGAAAACAAACAACAACAACCACAACAAAAACGCCAACUGUCAGUUGAAGUUUGUUUUGGGUCGUACAACAACAAAAAAAGAAACAUUUCACACAGAAGUGCGAUUGUUUAUACGGGGGCCGCAGUGCAGGAUCGCGGUUUGUGGCUUUGGAUUUAUUGAUUAAAACAGUAAUUGAUGCGUGAUUGACAAAGAGAAUUACGGCACUGAUAGCGGAAGUGAAUCAUCGCGCGAUAAAGGUUUCGAUUCGAUGCGCUGUUAAUGUGUAGAAUGAAACGCACCUGAAAGCUCAUAGCGGCGUGUUGUGGGAGAGCGGAUGUCCUGUUGCGUGCGCGUCCUUGGAGAGAAAAACACAGCGUCAGUAGUGUACACAGAGUCGAGCGUCCUGCAAGUACGAUGGAUAUAUUUCAAAACCAAUGUAGCGAAAGCUUGGGUUUCGACUCGAUGCUUUCCUCGAAUCACCUCCAUUCCCCGCUGCACGAUUCGCCCGGCUCACCGAACCCGCUCAACUUUGCACCCGCGUCGCCAUACUUUGCAUCGAUCUCGCAACAGACGUCCGGCGGUGGUGCUGGUGGUGGUGGUUGCGGAGGAGGACACACCAGUGGCCCGAACGAUGUCAUCCUGCCGAGCAUUUUUGUGAAGAUUCCCACCCAAAUAAACCAGCAGUACCAGCAGGAAAAUCGCUUACGGUCCCACCACAGCACAUCGAGCGAAAUCAAGAGCGAAGAACGGUCGGAACCGAUCAAGAGCGAGAUAGCCGAUACGCGGGUAAAGCUUGCCAGCCUCAACAGCUCCGACCGGCUGCCGGAUGUGAUCGAUAACUAUCUGAACGCGGACCCGCUGGACGGUGGGGUGCAGCAACCAGACACACCGAUACUGCUGUGUGCGUACUGUCCCUUUGCGACCCUUGCGGAAGCGCGGCUAAACGAGCACCGACGGGAUAGACAUUCGGCCGGAGUAACAACGCCAGCCGAAAAAUUGCACUGUCCAGUGUGUGAGAACAAAUUCUACCAGAAAUCCGUGCUAGAACUGCAUCUCGCCGAGGAUCACGAAAUGAUACCGAGCGAGGUGGAAGCACUGUGCAGUCGAGCUGCAAAACCGAACGAAGUUUCCACGCAAAGAAGCGACACGGCCAGCAAUCAAAUACAGCCGACGGUCACACCGGUUCCGCCACAGAACAAAAGCCGUAUAUACAUAAAGAACGUACAGCUGCUCAAAAAACCGGACGUGAUCGCUCAAGAAACACGGCAGGAAAGCGUGUCGCAAGGUCAGCAGCAACUGCUUUCGACCGAUCAGGAACCGUCCGCGGUAGCGCACGGUACGCUGCAGGACACCCAUCAGCUUUCCGGCCUGGGAGAAGACUUAUUGCCGCAUGACCAAGCGCUCGAUUUGCCGCACGCCGCGCAGCAGCAACCUGCCGGCAAUGGGAAUAAAAUAUUCAUCCGUAACGUGUCACUGCUGCAAAACGUGAACUUUAUCCCGUCGGAGGAAAACAUUCUAACGAACGGGAGCAGCAGCAAGUACAAUGCGGCGGCUUACAUGAGCAUGGAUUCAGCCCCAUCUUUGAUCGACCCGCUGAACAAUGGGUACGGGCUAGAACAGUCGGCACCGCCCGUCGGAACGGCGCAGUCACGCGGAAGCCGUAUUUAUAUAAAAAAUGUGGACAUACUCCGAAACCCGCUGAUAUCAACGCUUAACGAACCGGUGCCGAAUUCGAGCGCAGGACCAACACCCCUUUCCGCGACGUUUAACGAAUCGAUUACAAGCAGAGCGAGUAGCUGCGAGAGCAUAAUCUGCACCUCAACUCCACCAGCCGCGAUGGACCAGUCGGUUGUCGCCGAACCUUCGCUGUCCACGUCGAACGCUAGCAUGUCCCAACUACCGGCGACACCUUGCGAUCAGCCGCUGCUGAAUGGUUCCGAAAUCAGCUACACACUAGGACCACCGAUGGAAAGCGCGAACAGAACGCUACCGUUAGCAAUGGAUCAAGGUUCACAAAACUUGCUGAUGUUGUUCUCCACCGGUACGGACGAUUCAAGCGUUUCCUACCUGACGACCGAUAGCACCACCAGCAAUGCAACCGUACCGAAUGCGUUGAUGGGAACGUCCUCCUCCACGACGACGACGACGCCGACGACGACAACGGAGUACGAUCAUCUAGCCACACCACAGAUGGCCCCCGUUUCGUCCUGUGACGUACAGCAAACGCAACAACCGCCGCCAAGGAAGAGUAAAAUAUUCAUCAAAAACAUAAGCGUGCUAAAGCAACCGACAAUACACCUGAAAUCGGUGGACGAAGUUAACCUGAUGACGUACGACGAGCUGCAGCUGCAAAAUAUGUUACCUCCGGGCGGAGCACCGCAGGGUAGCCUCACGACAGGCACGCUCGUACAGCCCCGGAACGAGCUUAACGGAGAGCUGCUGGAUAAACCGUUCGGUGCCGGCGCAAUGAUUGAGCUCGAUUGCCAAAGCCAUCCGGCGCAGGAUGACGCACUGGAUGGGUACCACGAGUCGGACCUUGGCUACGGUGAGCUCGGCGGAGAAGUGUGCGAUUUUACCGAAGGUUUCAACGAUCGUGAUGAUCCCGGUGGUGGAGGGUUGAUGGUAGACGGUGCAGGUGUAUCGCCGGCUGGUAAUGAAAGCAACGCGAUGGCCGAAACGUCUGCACUUUGCGAGCCCAUCCCAAUCGGCUAUACGAACGACAUUAUACUGCUGCAGGAAGAGCUGGAUGCGAACCGAAAGAUAACACCCAACCCUGAGUGGCCAUCGCUGGGUGGUGGGACUGGAGAAUCGUCUCUUGCGCACGAUAUUCUGCAGGCACCACCGGACGACGGGUCAGGCAUUCCCGGCGAGACGGAUCCGGUUGGCCAGCGGAGAGAAGAAGACUCAUAUUUAGCUGCUCCACAAGUGAUCAAUCUCGAUCCUACUCCCGGAGAGUUUCAAUCGUUAGGUGAGAGUGAAGUUUACCCAACCUCCCUCCUAGAUCAAUCGUCACCCGAGCAGCAGAUGAUCGUUUCAGAAGGCCUGACAGCCUCCGAAGAGGAACCUCAGGCAAUGGCAGCCGCACCCGGGAUCGCUACCCGUGAGCCUUCCGAGCGUCCACGGGCACGCGGUCGGCCGAAAGGUGCCAAGCAGACGGGUAUUACGAAGCUCAAGAAACUGUACACCAACCUAACGGCCGAAGAGGAAGGCUACAAGUGUGACCUGAACGAUUGUGGGGCACGGUUCCGACAGCCGGAUCGGCUCGAAUACCACCGAAAGUGUCACAUCCCGGGGGAAAGCUCUAGCGCGAUACGGUGUCCGGAGUGUGGUUCGCUCGAGUUCCGCAACUGGAACACACUGCACACGCAUCUGUGGCGUGAGCAUGAAAUCGAUAUGGAGCUUUAUGCGUGCCAGCUGUGCAGCUUCAAAACGCCCGUCCUCUGCCGGCUGAACAACACCCACAUGAAGAUCCAUUCGGAGGAGCGUAACUUUAAGUGUGCGAUCUGUGGUAAGGCUUUCAAGAACAACAAGCAGCUGCGAAAUCAUCGGCGGUGGCAUCGCGAACCUCAGCCACAGCCUCAGCAGCAGCCAGCCCAACCCCGGCCGGAUGUUCCGGUAGUUGUCGACCAGCAGCCAGAACAACCUUCACCGCAAGAAACUUCUACCCUAGCUGACCCUUCGGUAGAGCCUUUACCCGACAGACAGAAACCAACGAAAGCAUCCAACCAACUAACGCUGAAAUGUGUCAAGUGUGGUCUACGCUUCGCUAGCAAACGGCAGCUGCGUGCCCAUAUGGACGCAAAGCAUCCCACCGAGACGAGCGAACAAACUGGCCCAGAAGCGGCUGGCAGCAGUAAACAUCGCUGCCUACUGUGCGGUAUGGUGUUCCGGACACGCUACCUGCUCCAGGCACACGCGGCCAAACAUUCGGACGAGAAGCGAUUCAAGUGCGAGCAUUGCGAGUACACCACGAACGAUCACAACGCAUUCCGGCGGCACAAGAUGCGCCACAGUACGAAGGGUGGCCACAUGUACAAGUGUAGCUACUGUGACUAUAGCAGCAUACAGAGUACGACGUACCGGAAACAUCUCGAGCGGAUGCAUGCCGAGGUUGCGUCGGCACUGCUGUACAAGUGUGCCAGGUGUCCGUUCGUUUCGAUCAGCGAGGCAAAGUAUCAGCUGCACCGGACGAAACACGAAGCCAACGGGACGACGGAUGAUCAGCCGCAGGACGAGCGGCAGCGGCAGCCGAUAGCGAUCGUGCCCGAUCGUACCGGUGUGGAGGAGAGCGACUCCGACCAGCAACAUCAGCAACAACGGCAGUGCGAAAGCGUCAACUCGGAUGUCAUUAUUGUGGAGCAGCCCAACCCAGGUGAGCCGGACUUGAUCGGCGGACCAGCGCCGAUGGAUGUCAGCGGUAGUAUACAGAUCAUUCAGCAUCCCAUCAUCCGGCCGGCCAUGUUUGCGAACAAUUUCUCCAAGGUCGACAACUUCUACGGCUACCAGCAGCACGAACAGUCGAUGGUUGUGAAGCUGACGGAUGGGUCCACUCCGCUGCGUGGGCUGUGUCCACUGCAGGUGGUCGGUGCAACGGUGCCAGCAACAACCGUCCUUCCCGUUGCAUCGGUACAGUUACCUGAGCAGCAGCAGCAGCAGCAGCAGCAGCCGCCGCAACAUCAGUACCUUCAUCUUGGCAGCGUUACGGAGGACGUUGUUAUGCGGGACCUAAACUGAACCGAAGCUAGUCAAUGAUAGAGCAGGGAGAGCAGUUCUCUGUAGCGAAUGUGAUAUGGAAAUGGGAGACAGUCGACACAGCACAGCACGGUGCCAUCCGACCUGUCUUCUAAGGUUCUCUGUACUUAGGGAUGAAGUAGUGCUGUCAUCCCGCGUUUUUUUAGGAAUAAUUUGAAAACCUCACUCUUUAUCAAUAAACCUUUUUUGAUAGUUUUAAUUAUUAAUUCGGUUCGCCUGAAGCUUGGUGUAGAAACGUGAGAAAUGCGAGAAAUGUAACACAGCAACAGGGAAUAUUCUGGAGGGACCCAGUGUUAUUCACUCUCAAUAAAAAGGCAGCAGGCCCUUAAUACAAAAUA
Anopheles stephensi (Asian malaria mosquito) is the source of this 5816-nucleotide messenger RNA. RefSeq lists its product as uncharacterized. Lineage: Eukaryota; Metazoa; Arthropoda; Insecta; Diptera; Culicidae. The record is from RefSeq and is a predicted model, not a curated record. Gene Ontology annotation, biological process: regulation of transcription by RNA polymerase II. Gene Ontology annotation, molecular function: RNA polymerase II cis-regulatory region sequence-specific DNA binding; DNA-binding transcription factor activity. Bases 1141 to 5460 code for a protein of 1439 amino acids. The transcript is spliced from 2 exons.